This is a messenger RNA of Musa acuminata AAA Group (dessert banana), 1266 nucleotides long. RefSeq lists its product as uncharacterized. The transcript is spliced from 5 exons. The record is from RefSeq and is a predicted model, not a curated record. Gene Ontology annotation, cellular component: mitochondrial matrix. Bases 415 to 1077 code for a protein of 220 amino acids. Lineage: Eukaryota; Viridiplantae; Streptophyta; Magnoliopsida; Zingiberales; Musaceae.
CUCCCAUGUCCCUCGUUACUCACCGGUCUCGCUUCGCCCCCGGCUGUUGCAACCCUUCUUGUUCCUCUCCCGCUGCUUUUCUCUGCUUCAAGGGUUUCCUUGACUCCCCAUAUCGACUGGUUGAUCUCCAGGCGAUCCGCCCUCGUCUGCUAUCUCUUCGCCUCCCUCAGUUCCGUCACCGGUCACCUCGCUAUCUCCCACUAGCCAACUUCUUAUCUCUUCCUUUCUAGCUUUCACAUCCCACGAUCUUCUAUCUGCGAUCGAUUUGAGUUUUUUCUAGCUUGGAAAUGUUCUUCCAGAAAGUGUUUUGUUUUAGGCUUCUUGUUAACAUGCUUAAAGUUGAUCCUGCAAUAUCUUAAUGGUUGAUCUCUAGCCACUAGCACGUGAGGAGCACAACUAAAUUCACUAGUUUUAAUGUCUCUGCGACAUCUCCAGAGGCGUGGAACAGCUCUUCUUCGAGAUGGUGGACUACUCCAAGUGCUGCGCUCAGAGAUCAACUACGAGCUCUCCUCUUCCAGCGAAUCCUCUUGCGGUCAUGGGGUGGGGAGUGAGGUUGAAGGCUUCAUGCUAGAAUGGACUGAACUGCGGACACAGGAUGUUGUCCUUCGACGUCAACCUGACCACGUAUUUUGUGAGGAGAUUGCAGUGUCAGCAUUGCUUGCGCCAUUGCAGUUUCGAGAUAAGGAUCCACUCCCCAGGGAUGUCUUGAUGAAGGUCUGUAUUAAGAAGGCAGGGUAUGACUCAGUGUUGCACUACGAUUGCCGUGCCUUCCGUUGCGAUAAAGACCAACUGUUGCCAUGGACCACAAUGGAUACUAAUGAUGGUGGCAUUGGUAGUGAUUUUACCAUUAGAAAGGCUUAUUGUUCUUCAUCAGUGGAUUAUUUGGGAAAAUGCAAGUCUGUGGGACCCAUAUUCAGUUCUUUGGACCCUCAAUUACAGAAGGCACUCAAAGACUAUCUUGUGGUCAGAGGGAUCACUCCAAAGCUGACCAACUUCCUCCUCGAACACUUGCACAGAAAGGAGCAUAGCCAGUAUGUGAAUUGGCUGCGCACCAUGGAGGGCAUCGUUGCCAAGUGAGGCUUCGUACUGCUGCUGAGAUAUUCUGAAAGGUUGAGUUGUUCCAAUUCUAGUGCUUUCCUUUUUCUCAUCAUUGUCUAGGUAGAUGAAUUUUAUUGCAGCAGGCAAUUCAAGUGUCUUUUGCAGCUUAAAGAAUGCUUAUCAAAAAGACAAGAUUACUACUUUCGAAAGAAGCUACCUUUCAUCUUA